AUGAAGAUGAAAGUAAAAGGCCAAGAAGUAGAAUCAUGGUUAUCUAAAAAUGGCAUCCCCCUGCAUAAUAUGCGGGUGAUCAUGGAAAAGGUACGACAAGAACUUGAAGAAAACUGGGAUAUUGAUGUGGUUCAGGAAAUCCUCUCUGUUCUUACCCCAAAAUAUAUCAAAAGUUGCACCCCGUUCAGAAGGCUGCAGAAGGUGCCACUACUUAAAGACAUGGACGAAGGAGUUUUGAGAGAAAUCUCUGAGAAGCUUAAGCCCAAGAAGUAUACUCCUGACCAAAUCAUUAUUAAGAAGGAUCAAACACUUGAAAUGAUGUUUUUCAUCGUGGACGGACGUGUAACCAUUGAAAAGGCAAAUUCUCAGUUGCAAUUAGGCGCAGGAGAUCUCUAUGGAGAGGAACUUCUAGUUUCGCCAUUGUGGACUUCCUCUGGUGAUGCAAAACCCAUAAAUGAGUCUGUUCGGGCCAUUGAUGAUGUUCAAGCCCUUGUUCUCUCUGCCACAGACAUGGCGACCUUGGGCUUUAGUUCCAGGCGGUCUAUCAACGAGUUGCGCAUGGUGGUAACUAUUCUUCAGAAAGUGCCAAAACUUGAAACUAUGGAUAAACAAGUAUUGAAAGCAAUGUCUCAUCAUCUUUCUCUGGUUAGCUAUAAACAUGACGACUAUAUUGUUCGAGAGAACCAACCAGUUAGUAUGAUGUUCUUCGUCACGAGGGGAGAGGUAACAAAAAAUGAGAACCCUCUCGAAGAAAAUUUUAUUGGAGAAGAACUUCUUGAGUGGGUACUGGAUAAGUCUUUUCCUACCAUAUUACCCUUGUCGACCUGCACUGUUAGAGUAGUCUCAAAUGAUGCUGAAGUCCUCAUUUUGAAGGCUAGGAUCUUGAAGAGUGUAGUCUCUAAGUUCAUGAAGCAUUUCAGCGAUUUCGCCUCUCCCUCAGAUAUUCGGUUGACGUGGCUAAAAAAAGUGGAAAUCUUUCAAAACAUGGAGGAACAAGUGUUAGAAGCAAUCUUGCAGUGUCUUAAGCCCAUGAACUUCAAUGUUGCCAAGCGCCAUAUUCUUCAAGAGAAAAAACCACUUAAAAUGAUGUUCUUCGUCAUCCGAGGAGUUGUAUUAAUUGAAAGCGAUAGUGCUAUGGACGUGAACAUUAAAAAAACCUGUGAAAUAGGAAGUUUCUAUGGAGAAGAACUUGUACAUUGGGUUACAACUUGGGUAUCACACAAGUCCCUUCCUCCCAAACUACCUUUAUCACCUUGUUCCGCGCUAUGCGGCGUGCUUGGUGGUCCUGUCGAAAUCCUUGCUCUCAAAGCCGACGACUUGAAGAGUAUAGUAUCUGAAUUCAGGUCGAAAUUCAGCACGGAAACCGCCUUCCCUACAGAAUCUGAUCAGCCUCGAGAACCGUUGACCAUCCUAAAGAAUGUGGAAAGCCUUGAGACUAUGGAUGAGGAAGUGUUGAAAGAAAUAUGCAAACAUCUUACCGAAAGAACAUAUAAAGAUGAGUACAUUAUUCUGAAGGAUAAACAAAUGGAAAUGAUGUUCUUCAUUGUCAGCGGAGUUGUGUCAGUGACAAACGAGAGCUCCAAACAUUACCGCAGAGAAGGAGAACGUCCAAAUCACAGUGGAGAUGAGCUUAUACAACAUUGGAUGCAAUCUAAAAGUACGAAAGCUAACGUUCCUGCUGAAUUGCCCCCUUCUCCUUUUAGUUUUUGGGCCAUCGGUGAAGUUGAAGUUCUGGUUCUUAAGGCCGAAGACUUGGCAAGGGUUCAGCUUGGUGAUCGAAUUGUAUUUGAUGAUCUUGGUGCCAGGUUCUUGAAGAAAUGGCAAGGAAGAGUGAUGGCACGAUUACUUGUCCAAGGACAGGUUUGCAAUUAA
Messenger RNA from Prunus armeniaca (apricot), 1872 nucleotides. Lineage: Eukaryota; Viridiplantae; Streptophyta; Magnoliopsida; Rosales; Rosaceae. The record is from the annotation of a GenBank genome assembly.